AUGGCAACAGCCACCCGUGUGAAGGAUCUUGCAGAUAAUCAGGAAUCGAUGGCGGGCAUGAUGAACAUACAUAUCAAUGCCAUGAAACAACAGGCUACGAUGGUACUCUCGAAACAACGGGCCGCGGCAAUGUUCUUUCAACAGCAGGAGCUAAUACCGCCUUUGACCGCAGGCUUCCCACAGUUCUGCCGACUCCCAAUGGAGCUUCGAAAGAUUAUUUGGCAAAUGACACUGCCAGAUUCCCGUGUCUUCGAGCCAUACGACAUCGAACAUCGUCCGCGUCUCCGCAAACGCUUUGAACCCCCGGCAAUCCUAGCCGUAUGUAAAGAAUCUCGGAAGGUGGCGAACGAACAUGGAACUUUCAUCUUCGGCUGGGAAAAGUCAAUUGGCGAAAGUGUUUGGUUUAACCCCAAAAAGGACGUCGUCAUCAUGGAGGAUGCCCUGGCUUUCGCAGGGCUCUGGCCGGCUCUUCUGAAAUCUCAGGUUGAGAUUCUUGCUUUUCACUGGACUUACUUCCGAAGUCAUGAACAAGUUAGGGACCUCUGGGAUUGUAUCGAGGACGUCCCGAGCUGCCGAAGAGUCAUCAUUCUCUACCGUUCACCAUCCAACUACAUAUACAGCGACGAGAAGGUGCCAAAGCUAUUCAGUCUCAAGCCCAGCGACAUUGUCCUCGGAAGUGCGAUGGAAUGGAUGUCAUUCAUUAACUUCAAGCGGGUUGAGGAAGGCAUAACAUGGGAGGGAUUCAAGCGCGAGAUGGAAGAUCUCUGCCGCAGACGCCAUGUCGGGAAAGAUGAGGCUUUUCCGCCCCUAGAGGGGAUGGAGCUGAUCAUGUGCAAGGAGGAUCGGACCUUUCAUGGAUAG
Colletotrichum lupini is the source of this 861-nucleotide messenger RNA. RefSeq lists its product as uncharacterized. The transcript has 3 exons. The record is from RefSeq and is a predicted model, not a curated record. Bases 1 to 861 code for a protein of 286 amino acids. Lineage: Eukaryota; Fungi; Ascomycota; Sordariomycetes; Glomerellales; Glomerellaceae.